UCUUUAGGGAAAUUUAUAUUAGAGACAGUAAUAAAAAAAAGUGUUGAUAUCGAAGCAACGUAAUAUGAUAAUUUAGUUAUAUAACAGCAAAAUGUGGAAACUCUGGACGCUUGUGUUAGUAUUGAAUUUGGCGGUGCAUGAAAGUGGUGCCAUACGCCCAGCCACCACCAGCGACGCCCAAACGAAAUGUGGUUCGGUGUUAUGUGAAAUGGUCUCCGAGGUGUUUAGUAAAGCCAAGUUGAGUUAUGGCUACAAUUAUGUGCAUACAAUUCCAGCGGGGGCAAUGAACUUAACGGUGAAACAGCUGGCACGAAGUGAUAAUUUAUUGGCACUCAAAACUACCGAUGAUAUCUUUCUGAUUAACGGUAAUAAUCGCGCCUCGGAGAGUGGCAUAUUCGAGUAUAAUGACGACAGCUAUGACUACAAUCGUGAAUUGAGUAUAAUCACUGCUAAGGGUCCCAUAGGUAAACCCGUUGUGCUUUUGCUCUUUGUGCGCGGCCAUAAUACUGGUAUAAAAUAUGACUAUACACUGCCUGUACCGUCGGCUUCCAUAACCGAGGAGGAGGAGCUGCAGUCACAGUGGAACGAGGUGGGCCAGCCACUGGACGAGUUAGACGAGAACAACAUUGAUGGCUCCGUUUCGGCACAGAUCGCACGCGCACGUGAACGCAAACGACGCAAGUUUUCGUGGAAGCUACUCGGCUUUGGUGAAUGUAAUCGCUCUUGUGGACCAGGCAUACAACCACCGAUUUUCCGUUGCAUACGCGAUUCGCCGACGCGUUACUAUUCACCGAAGCGUUGCGCGUUUGUGGAGAAGCCAGUCUUCAGUGAGGACAUCUAUCAUUGUAAUCGCGGACUGUGUCCAGCUUAUUGGCGCGCUGGUGAAUACGGCGAGUGUAAAUGCGCCGAAGGUGUGGCCGAGGGUGUGCGUUCCCGUUACGUGAACUGCGUGCAGGAGCAAAAUAACGGCAAGGUGGAAAUAAUCUCCGAAGAUUUGUGUGAGCAGGAGAAGUUGCCCCAGUUGAAUGAGACGUGCAAUUGUCCAAAGCUGAAUCGGCGUAAGAUCUACGCACGCGGACCCGACAAGACGCCACGCGUAUUCUCGCGCUUGGUGAUAGCGCCCACUUUGGUGCGCAGUGUUUACAACUCAACUACGCCAUUGCGGCGGCAUCUGCGAGACGAUCGCGUGGACAAAGCGGGUGUGUGGUUGAUGUCGGGCUGGAAUCAAGAGUGUUCGACCGAUUGCGGCGCUGGCUUUGAGCAUCGUUCGAUCUACUGUGAUCGCACGCCACCCUAUACGGAUCUUUGUGAUCUACGCUUCACGCCCGAGCAAAAGCGUAUUUGUAGUGGUAGUCAACAGGCCGAGGCGUGUCAGUAUGGCAGAUGGUUCACUUCCGAAUGGAGUAAUUGCACAGGUGAUUGCUUCAACUUACAGCGCAAGCGUUCUGUGCUUUGCUUGCGCGAUGGCGUGGCGGUGGAUGAGUCGGAAUGCGAUCUCUUGUUGCGCCCGCGCGCUGUUAUGAAUUGCACACACAAGGAGGUGACGUUUUGUGGGCCCAAGUGGCAUUACUCCGAGUGGUCGGAGUGCUCCCGCUCUUGUGGCGACGGUGUUCAACGACGUUACGCCAAAUGUCUGGAAUUCGAUUGGAAACAAAAGGCGAUGGUGGAAUCGAGUAAUUGCAAAUAUUUGGAGCGUGAGCCGGUCUAUGGCACAUGUAAAGUGCAGAAGUGUGAAGAACUCAACACACUCUUCGAUGUGGAGCGUGAUAUUUUGAAGCCAGUAGAUCCACCUGUCAAUUGCAAAGAUGAUGUGAGUAAUUGUCAGCGGAUAAAUCGACAACGAUUGUGCAAAUUGCACUACUACAAAACCUAUUGCUGUGCCACAUGCAGCGGAUAUGCUUAGCAAAUGCGUUUAGCAAUGGCCAAUUGAGGAAAUAUGUGGCAGCGACGAGUGCAGGCGAGAAAGUUUCGCCCCAGCAGCUUCAGAACCGGCGCUGAAGCAUUGCGUAUUUAAUUGUAUUUAAAUUAUUGGCAGCAACGACAAUAACAAUAGCAAUAAUAAUUACUAUCAUAACAUUAGCUUAGCAUUUAAUGUAGUCAGUUUAGCUCGUAAGUUGCAAGAAAAGUUGAAAAUUUAAGAAGAUUAAGGCGCUUAUGGCACGUGAUGUCGAUAUGUGCCUGAGAAACAACAACUUAUUAAAUCUUAUUACAAGUUCACUAAUUGGAUUUGUACGAAACAUAUACUCGAAAUGUUCGUAUUAACUUAAGAUUUUUAACAAAAUGGAAGAUAAAUAUUUUCGGUACACAAUAAAGGGUGUUUCAGUGCACCUUAAUUGCUUAAAUUUCGAAUAUAAGUAUUUUUGUGUCCAGUAAGAAUAACAACUUUAAAUGUUUUAAAAAACUUAGUGUAUGAGUACUAACCUGCCAUAUAGGCGCACGUACAAGAAUAUAACUACAUACCGUCACCUGAAAUGCAAAACAACGUAUCAUCAAAAAAUUCGAAAAUCUCGAAAAUCGCUGUCGGAUGUAAUAACCAAUAAAUAACCAAAUAAUGACUUUAUGAUAACCAAAAUGUAACCAUUUUAUAACCAAAACUCAAAUUUUGUUUCAAUAUGAGUGGUUUUUGUUUUAAUGUUUCCUCUUCGCCUGUAAACUUAUGAGAAGUGGUGUUACGUUAUUUUGCAUUUUAGGUGACGAUAUGUAUGUAUGUACUUACUAACCCCAUAGAGCCAUACCAAACAUAUUUAUUGCAUUUUUACGCGUUUAUUUGUAAUAAUUCAAAUAACUGUAUAAAUAAUAAAUAAAAAUAUAAAUAAAUUUGAA
Messenger RNA from Bactrocera dorsalis (oriental fruit fly), 2823 nucleotides. Its product is annotated as thrombospondin type-1 domain-containing protein 4. The record is from RefSeq and is a predicted model, not a curated record. Gene Ontology annotation, cellular component: extracellular matrix. NCBI's taxonomy places the organism in Eukaryota, Metazoa, Arthropoda, Insecta, Diptera, Tephritidae. Gene Ontology annotation, molecular function: metalloendopeptidase activity. Gene Ontology annotation, biological process: extracellular matrix organization.